Molecule: messenger RNA, 656 nt
Organism: Cucurbita moschata (crookneck pumpkin)
Lineage: Eukaryota; Viridiplantae; Streptophyta; Magnoliopsida; Cucurbitales; Cucurbitaceae
Exons: 1
Coding region: 122-535 (137 amino acids)
Molecular function (GO): calcium ion binding
Source: RefSeq, a predicted model, not a curated record
CACUGGUUCUGCCGGUGAGAAAAAUGGGCACAGAGAGAGCACUGAUGGCUCUGAGGCCUAUUUAUAUGGAAGCUUGGCCCAUCCUUCUGCUCAUCAGAGACCCAUAUCAGAGGCAGCUGAAAUGAGUGUGGAAAUAUUGGACAGUGAAACCAUCGUCAACUUUGUUGAGGACGAGGCAGCCUUUGGUGCCUUCAUUAGAGAACGCUUUGCUCACCUUGACACCAACCAUGAUGGCCUCCUUUCUUAUAGCGAGAUGCUAGAGGAGUUGCAGAGCCUGAGGGUGACACAGAACGACUUUGAAAUUGACGUGAAGCUUGACCCAGAUGAGGUUUCUUCUGUUUAUAGUGCUCUGUUCUUGCAGUUUGAUCGUGACUUGAAUGGAACAGUUGAUCUGGAUGAGUUCAAGACUGAGACCAAAAGGAUGAUGCUUGGGAUGGCUAAUGGGAUGGGGUUCUUGCCUGUUCAGAUGGUGCUGGAAGAGGGCAGCUUGUUGAUGAAGGCUGUUGAGCGUGAAACUGGUGUAAUGGCCACUUGAGCGUUCUGAUUGCUAUUACAUGAAUCGCUGUGUACUUGGUGUGGUUGUAAAUUCAUGAAUCAAUUCAGAUGAGUGAGGUUCUUCUUAACUGAAAUAAAACAUGUUUUUCCUUUUUCAGCUU